Aplysia californica (California sea hare) is the source of this 1164-nucleotide messenger RNA. RefSeq lists its product as uncharacterized. Gene Ontology annotation, molecular function: metal ion binding. NCBI's taxonomy places the organism in Eukaryota, Metazoa, Mollusca, Gastropoda, Aplysiida, Aplysiidae. The record is from RefSeq and is a predicted model, not a curated record.
AAAUGAAAUUCCUGGAACUGGAAGUGGCAAGGGGGCGUCAGCAGCCUAUUAAUCUUAUCUCUCUGUCAUCCGCACAGAAUUCUGUGGUCAUCCGUCUUCCGAUUUAUUUGUAGUCUUGGAGUAAGGACUUACUGGAUCUAGAUUCUAGAUCUAGAUCUAGUACUUGCAUGACUAGAACGGUAGCUGCCUACAACUGUAACUGUUUUAUUCAAGUUCUGCCUUGACUCUACGUAAAGGUAUACAGAAUGGCAUACCUUAAGCCUCCUGUUCCUGCAAGGACGAAAGGACCCAAAAAAAUUCCUCAAGUCGCUGAAAUUGUUAGGCUGGUCAAUGAGACAGACCAAGGUUGUAUGCCAUUCCAAAGUUUAUGCGUAUUUUUCCCCAAUGUGAAGCAAACCCUGCUUUUGGAAACUAUUCGCAAAGCUGAGAUGAACUUUGAAGUGUCCUCGGGGUUCAAUACGACUGUUUGUGUGAAAACAGACUUGCACAUCUGCAAAACGCACAUCAGAAAAUCUUCCUCAGGCAAGAACAGAACUUGUGACGAGACUUGUGGGGGCCUUCACGUGUGCCGCACAUUUCUGCUUUGCCAGCCUGGCACAUGCCCCUUCAACAGAGGGAAGAGUAAAUGCUUUUUCGGGCACGACAUGAACACCCCUCAUAACAAGAAACUUCUGGCUUACCACAACUUGCUCGGAUUGGAUGAGAAAGAACUACGCAUACUUUUUCGCAGACCAGCUUCUCGCAAUGAGACGACGAUGCCUCAAAUUUGCAAGUACUACAACAACCCAAGAAAUGGCUGCACAAAAAAAAAGUGUCGCGCCUUACAUGUGUGUUUAAACUUUCUGCUGGGAAACUGUGGAGAUGACACACAAUGUGAUUACGGACGACGCCACAAUCUCAGCUCCAACAAUGUUGUCCGUGUACUAGACCUGUUUGCAAUUGAUCUGUCUUCAGCAGAAUGGACAAUCGUUGUUUUCUUUCAGCUGAUGAAGUCGUUAAUGUAUGGUGACGUCAGUAAGGGAUGCGUUGGAUGCAAAGCCAACUACAAAUCCUUGAUGGCUUUGCAAAAUAGAGUCGGAGUCUUGGAGGCUGAGCUGAAAGAUUUGAAGAUGUUUCUCCCAGUACUCAAGUGAUUUGUCAUCCUGCCAGUAGACAAAAAUGCAC